Diutina rugosa is the source of this 246-nucleotide messenger RNA. RefSeq lists its product as uncharacterized. The coding region runs from base 1 to 246 and encodes 81 amino acids. The transcript has a single exon. The record is from RefSeq and is a predicted model, not a curated record. Lineage: Eukaryota; Fungi; Ascomycota; Pichiomycetes; Serinales; Debaryomycetaceae.
AUGAUGAUGUACUCAAUCAAAACCUACGUGCCCUGCCUCUACCGCUCGACGCUGGCAAUUAACGUUAAGACUGCUACCAACGAAUCUCGAGGGUAUUCCGACUCUGAUGGCGACUCGGAGUUUUCCUACCCCGAAUUCAAGCUGGUGGCGUGCCCUCCCAAUAGCCCCGACUUGCCGUGCGCUGACGAAGACUACGAAUUGCCAGACUUCUCCGAGGACGACGAUUGCGACAACUGGUCGCUCUGA